Messenger RNA from Episyrphus balteatus (marmalade hoverfly), 1961 nucleotides. Its product is annotated as ras-related and estrogen-regulated growth inhibitor. Lineage: Eukaryota; Metazoa; Arthropoda; Insecta; Diptera; Syrphidae. The coding region runs from base 355 to 1335 and encodes 326 amino acids. The record is from RefSeq and is a predicted model, not a curated record. Gene Ontology annotation, molecular function: GTPase activity; GTP binding. The transcript has 7 exons.
CUCUACUGCCAACAAUUCAGGAGUUUGAAAUUAUUUUUACCGAUAAGCCCAUCAUCAUCAUCUUGUUGUCGUCGUCAUUAUGUCGUCUCUGCCAUCGAGUUAUUUGUUUUGUGAUUUUAGCCAUAAAUGUUUAAAUUGUGCGGUUAUUGGCCUAUACUGAAUAUUAUUGUUGUUGUUGUGUAUAACGCGAGUGAGUUUACGUCUUUUUUUUUUGGGUCCCAUGAACUUUCAAGCCCAAUCAAUUAAUUUUAAAUCAAAAUAAUUUCCUAUCCAUCGAUAACAAAGGUAAAGGAAACUUCUGAAAAUGUAAGCCUUAAAAAUCUUUUCAGUCCCAACAUUCUAAGCGCCUUGAAAAUGAAUACAACUUCACCAAAAUCUUCAUUAGCUAAACUCGGAUUACAUACAUCAAAAACUAAAACAAUCAAAGUUAUGGUUCUUGGACAAAGUGGUGUUGGCAAAACAGCAAUGGUAGUUCGAUUCAUAACAAGGCGUUUCAUAGGUGAAUAUGAAUCUAACUUAGAGAAAAUCUAUACUCACACAACGAUGGUAGACAACGAAAUGGUGCAGUUCGAUAUCCUGGAUGCUGCCGGACAACCAAAUGAAACAGAAUUUGUACGUUUAGAAUCGAAUAUCCGGUGGGCGGAUGCAUUUAUAUUGACUUAUUCGGUAACGGACAAAUGUAGUUUUGAUGAGUGUAACAGAUUGAAGUUCCUGAUAAACUAUAACAAAAGACGACGUAAAUUGGGAUACACAGCUAAGGAUGGAAUUUCAGAUGUGCCAGUGAUUCUGGUUGGCAACAAAACAGAUCAAUGGGGAGACCGUAUGGUAAGCAUCGAAGAAGGACAACGAAGAUUCCGAGAAAUCUCAUGUGUUUGCUUUCAUGAAAUAUCUGUACGAGAAAGUGUUGAUCAGGUUCAAUCGGUAUUCCGAGAUGUUUGUCGCUUUUGGAGAGUACUAAGUAAAUUUCCCAAACUCAAACGGUCCACCAGUGAUGUCCAGAGUGCCACUGAAAUGGUUUUGAGUCCUGAUUCCGGAGUCGCCUUCUAUCCAACAUCGUCCAGUGAGAACAAUUCCCGAAGGUCAUUUUUCGAUAACACAUGCCUUGAGGAACGCUGUGACCACAACGAAUUCGGUGACAAAGUCGGAUCGAGUAGCUUGUGCAGUUCGAGGGGUGAAAUGGAGACGCCAUUCCGUAGUCGUGCCUCCACCGAUGGGACUUUGCUAUCUCGGCCAAGGCGAUGGCGCUAUCCCCCGCCUGGAUGUGAUUUACCACAUUCGAAUCGUGUUGAACGGCGAAUGAGUAUUUCAGCUCGUGGCAGUAAUGCCAGUUACUAAGGGGAUGGGUUUUUUUUUUCUAUUUGCUAUUAAACAAAAACAGGGUGUUUUUGGAAUUUCGCUGUAAUUCAGAUUUGUUUCGCAGAAAAAAUCAUUAUUCAACCGAGAGAGAUUGUAUUCAAAGAAUUUAUGGGAAAAGUCUUAAUUUGAAGCUUUAUUGGGUUUUCAUUUGUAUGAACUUACUACGUUUUACAAAAAGAUACAUCUACCACAAAUUGAAGGAUUUUUUUCUCAGAAUAUACCUACAUUCUCUUGAAAGAUUUCAUCUGAAAAUUAAACCAACACCCUGUUUUCUUUUGCAAUUCGAACUCAUCUCGACUGAAGACAUAAUAUACAUACAUUCAGAAAUAAAAUGAAAUAUAUAUUUAGGUAUUACUCCAAUAUGUGAUCUCAAAUUACAUUUAUUGCUGCGGUUUCAAGCCAUAACGCAAAAAGUAAAAUAAAAAAAAAAAAAAAUAAAAAUUCAUCAAGUGGGAAUUUUUUUUUCUCAGGUUUUAUACCCACUUAAAUAAAAUUAAAAAAAAAAAAUUAAAUUAUAAACAAUUAAUUAUUACCAAACAACAAGGGGACGGAAUACGUUUUUUAAAAUUAUUUAUAUAUACUAAAGUAAAUUAUAUACAAUGAAU